Messenger RNA from Saccostrea echinata, 1593 nucleotides. RefSeq lists its product as uncharacterized. The record is from RefSeq and is a predicted model, not a curated record. NCBI's taxonomy places the organism in Eukaryota, Metazoa, Mollusca, Bivalvia, Ostreida, Ostreidae. The transcript has 7 exons. The coding region runs from base 1 to 1593 and encodes 530 amino acids.
AUGGUCCCUGGGAACAGGAUCAAAGAAUCUAAGUUAUAUGACCUGCAACGUCAGCAGCUUGGAGAACUUACUGUGCUAAAUGGAACUCGAAAGUCAAAGGUUAACAACGUAGUAGUAGGUUCCUUAUUUGAUGAGGAGGAGCCUGAAUUGGAAGAUGAGUACAUGUCUUUCAUGGCUGAGAUAGAAAAUGACCAACCUUCACUGAAGACUGAGGAGGAGGAAGAAGGAGAUUGGGAUUACUCUAAAGAGGAAGCGCUUGAAGAGGAAGGGAAAAAGAAAGCAUUUUAUUCUGCAGUGUAUGGUUCAAAAGAAAGUGAGAAGAGUGUGAUGAAAAAACGACAUAGGAAAGAUCAAAGUACUCCUGCACCACCACCACCACCACCACCACCACUGAUAACUAACGAAGACACACUUUUUGGAGCCCAAUCACAACCACAGAGUGGGACAGGCUUUGGGUCAUUUCCACCAGCAUUUGGGACCCUAUCUUCACAAUCAGCACCAUCAGCCAGCAGUCCGUUUGGAAGUGUGCAAGGUUUUGGCCCUCCUCCUGCCUUCGGGGCACCCGCUUUAUCUAGUGUAAACAUUGCAUAUCAAUUCUCAUCAGUUUCCGAAAAAAGUGAAACUUCUGGGUUUAGUUUUGGACAAACGUUUGGGGCACCUACACAACAAAUGUCUACUAACAAUGUGUUUGGAGGUCCAGUCACUAAACUCCAAGUGCCCCAACAACAAAUGUUUGGAGUAACCUCAGGUUUUGGAGGUGGACCACCACCAAUUUCUCAAAUGUUCCAGCAAACUAUGAGAGCAGGUGCUGUUGGAGGACUUCAACCACCUUUAUCAAAGAAAACACAUGGAUCUGUUGUUCCUGAACCACCUCCUUCAUCACGUACUCCGAUAUUGCGGCCUUCAAAAUUUAGAGCAGGUCUGCCUCCAACACCACCCCCUCCACUCCCUAUGGCAGCAGCACCUGGAGGGACUCCAACACCACCCCUUCCACCUCCUACCCAGAUGUUCAUUGCAGCAUCACCUGGAAGGGCUCCACAUCCUCCUCUUCGACCUUGGCAUAUAAUUGGAGCACCUCCCAAACCUCUUUCAAUUGUUCACAAUUUAAAUAUGUUCUCAGAAAAGGAAAGCAGACGUCAACCUUCUCAAUCUCUUGAAAAAGCAGCGAUUUUAACUCAGCAUUCACCUCCAGCUCCAACAACAAGAACACUUGAAUCUUCCGAUAAUGCCAAGCAGGUGUCAUGGAGAACUAUGGGGAGGAAAUUGAACCAAGAGAGAGAAAGCAAACAACAGGAAAUGGAAGAUAAAAUAUUGCUAGAUUCUCCGCAAGAAAAUUUGCGUCAGAGUUUUUUAAAACGAUCUCCUGAGAGAAAACAACAAGAAAUGGGAGAGGAAAAAUUAGAGAAAACCAUGAAAAAAAUAAAAACAAAAUCCUUGAAUCGUAAACAAAAAAAGCUGACAAAAGAGGAUAUUUCUCCAGCAAAGGAAGCUGAGCCACUACUGAUAGAAUCUCCACAAGAAAUACAACGUCUGAGUUUUAUAGAAAGGUCUCCCGAGAGAAAGGAAACGGUGAGAUAUCUUAGCCAGAAUUAA